GGCGACUCUCCUUUCAACCUUUUUGACCACGGCAGCUUCCUUCGUUAACAUCAUCUCUGUAGGUUGCGACUUUGCCUCCGCGCUCCUGCUUCUCUUCUUGGUUUCUGCUUUCUCGGUAAAGGAAACAGGAGCAAGCCCCUCUCCUUCUGCUUUUAGACAAAGUUUACUUUUUUGGAAGCUUGGGGUGGUACUAUAAGCGAAGGACAUGGAUUGCUGCUGAGGUUUGUUUGCUUCUUAUCGUUGGCAGUCACUGUUUCUUGGUGUGCGUCUUGAGGAAGAGUGUGGGAGUAAACUGGAGAGCCAAAGGGACAGUCACGAGGGAAGAGGAUCAACAUGCUGCGGCAAGUGUCCAGCAGAAACCACAGGGCCAAAGGGGGGUUUAGGGCAAAGAACGCCCUCCAGAUAUCCACCUUGGUUGCUGUUGGUAUCUGGCUGAUCUACCAGAUGAAGUACUCGCAUGACCACAGGAAGGCCUACGAGGACAAGCUCAAUAUUAAUGCGAGGCAGUCUGAGCUGAUCACAAGCUUUAGAAGGAAGGACCUUUCCCCUUUCUCAGGGAAAGAAGAGGCCAAGCAUGCAGAACUUAAGGAGAAGGCGAGGGAAGCUGAUCCUUCUGAGCAAAAGUCACAGAUUGCUCGGAAAGUGGAUGACCCAGAACAUGAAGAGCACUCACACGAGGCUCGAGAGAAAAGCUUCCGGGGCGACGACGCCUCCAGUGAGGUAGUCCACAAUACCCACGAGGCAGAACGCGAUGAACGGACUCGCGAAGCGCGAGAACGGAGCUUCAAAGCCGAUGACGCUUCCAGUGCUGUGGAUCAUAUUGUUCCGCUCAAGGAUUCUGAGCCUGAGAUUGGAAUGUUUGUUUCAGUGCAAGAGAAAAACACGAGUUUGAUUCAGUUCAACCAGACUCUUCCCGAGAGCAGGGCUGCUGCAAAUGAAACUCUGGAUCACAUUCACGAUGAAACAGGGGUGCUGAAAUUUCAUGCAAACGAAUCAGAAAGUCAAGAUGAGUUAGGUUUGAGAUCGAUAGAGAAUGUUCAGAAGGAUUAUACUGUAAUACCGAAAAAUUCAACACAAGCUCAGAGCAACCAGACAACAGUAGUUGAUCCAACAAUCGUUGCAAGAGAUCUACAAAAUCUAACCGCUGUGCAUCCACUUCAAACUUCUACCGAAGCAGCUAAGUUGGAAGUUCCAACCACAAAGAAUGAAGUCAGAUGACCAAAAUCUCAGGACAUCUGCACUAUAAUCUCCCAAACUCUUUCGAUACCGGGAGCAAGAAAUGGAAAGUGAUAGUAUGUAUUUGAUGUAAGUUUUUAUUCCAAACCAUGGAAUUGUGGACUUUUGAUUUGUUUGGCAAAGUAUCAGUGAUAUUAAAUACAAUAAUGAUCGAGGUCCAAAGUGCUUGUUCUGCUCUUUCA
This is a messenger RNA of Zingiber officinale, 1418 nucleotides long. RefSeq lists its product as uncharacterized. The transcript has 2 exons. NCBI's taxonomy places the organism in Eukaryota, Viridiplantae, Streptophyta, Magnoliopsida, Zingiberales, Zingiberaceae. The coding region runs from base 334 to 1218 and encodes 294 amino acids. The record is from RefSeq and is a predicted model, not a curated record.